AUGCCCCCCCAGGGCGGCGGGCAGACCCCCUUCUGCCGGGGUGCGGACGGCCGCGCUGUUCUUCGCUCCUCCAUUCGCGAGUUCUUGGCCUCCGAGGCGAUGUACAACCUCGGUGUGGACACCACCCGCGCCCUUUCGCUGGUCGUCUCCGAUGGAGGCGAGAUGGCGGAGCGGCCAUGGCAAAUGGGCAUAUUUUGGCACCCUAACCCUUCGAGAGCCCGAAAAAGACCCUUGAGAAGACCCUGA
Molecule: messenger RNA, 246 nt
Organism: Symbiodinium natans
Lineage: Eukaryota; Dinophyceae; Suessiales; Symbiodiniaceae
Source: the annotation of a GenBank genome assembly